This is a messenger RNA of Salarias fasciatus (jewelled blenny), 3235 nucleotides long. Its product is annotated as transcription factor COE3. Gene Ontology annotation, biological process: regulation of DNA-templated transcription. The transcript is spliced from 16 exons. The coding region runs from base 592 to 2394 and encodes 600 amino acids. NCBI's taxonomy places the organism in Eukaryota, Metazoa, Chordata, Actinopteri, Blenniiformes, Blenniidae. The record is from RefSeq and is a predicted model, not a curated record. Gene Ontology annotation, molecular function: DNA-binding transcription factor activity; DNA binding.
AAGAGGGCUUAGUUUUGCAUGUUCCCAUCCAUCCUGCACGACGCGAAAGGGCCCCUUAUCCACCUCUCCUGUGUACUAGGAACACCUCCACUGGUGAUCAGCCUUUGCCUGUGUUUGUCUUGUGGAGAAGCAGCAGCACCUUUUCAGGAGUGGGUUUUUUAUUCAACAAGAAGUCCUGAAGGUUUUGGAUGCGGUGCUUCAGGGAUGUGGGCACUUUGAGAGCAGCAUCACCCACAAACACAAACAACUGCCAUCGAUUUUUCUGUGAAUAGCACAAAAAAAAAAAGAAAAAAAAAAGAGAGGAAAAAAAAACAGAGGAACAAUAGCAACACAAAAAAAUCUUGUCUAUUGAACAAUUCACUUUUCCAGUCUGUGGAUACCGCUCUAACUAAGUACAGCACUUUGAGAAUUGUUCACAUCGGACGGACUGAAGAGGGAGGCAAGACCUGUGGACCGGGUUUUCCCUCGCAAGUCUGAAUCGGCUCUCGCUACUUAUCCCGUAAAAGAAAACCCUGAAGGAUACCACCGCGCUUUGGACGUUUAUUUCCCUAAUUUCGCAGGAGGCUCUUUUUUCCACGCAAAUUGUCCUAAAUGUUUGGGAUUCAGGAAACUAUACCGCGGGGUGGGACGACGAUGAAGGAGGAACCGCUGGGUGGACUGAACUCGGUCCGCUCCUGGAUGCACACAGCUGGGGUAGUGGAUGCAAACACAGCCGCCCAAAGCGGUGUCGGCUUGGCACGGGCACAUUAUGAAAAGCAGCCCCCUUCCAACCUCAGAAAAUCCAAUUUUUUCCAUUUCGUCCUGGCGCUGUAUGACAGACAGGGUCAGCCCGUGGAGAUCGAAAGGACAGCUUUUGUGGACUUUGUGGAGAAGGAAAAAGAACCAACCAGUGAAAAAACUAACAAUGGGAUACAUUACAAACUACAGUUAUUGUACAGCAACGGCGUCAGAACAGAACAGGAUCUUUACAUACGGUUAAUCGAUUCCAUGACGAAGCAGGCCAUAGUUUAUGAGGGUCAAGACAAGAAUCCAGAAAUGUGCAGAGUUCUUCUUACUCAUGAAAUUAUGUGCAGCCGAUGCUGUGACAAGAAAAGCUGUGGAAACAGGAACGAGACCCCAUCAGACCCGGUGAUCAUUGACAGAUUCUUCCUAAAGUUCUUUCUCAAGUGCAAUCAGAACUGUCUGAAGAAUGCAGGGAAUCCACGAGACAUGCGCAGAUUCCAGGUUGUCGUAUCGACGACCGUCAAUGUGGAUGGCCAUGUCUUGGCUGUCUCUGACAACAUGUUCGUACACAACAAUUCCAAGCAUGGGCGAAGGGCUCGCAGACUCGACCCUUCAGAAGGUACGCCUCCUUAUCUGGAGAAUGCAGCCACCCCAUGCAUCAAGGCUAUCAGCCCCAGCGAGGGAUGGACCACUGGAGGAGCCACCGUCAUCAUCAUCGGGGACAACUUCUUCGACGGCCUACAAGUUGUGUUCGGCACCAUGCUUGUAUGGAGUGAGCUGAUAACUCCCCACGCCAUCCGCGUCCAGACUCCACCUCGGCACAUCCCCGGCGUUGUGGAAGUCACGCUGUCCUACAAGUCCAAGCAGUUCUGCAAAGGCGCCCCUGGGAGAUUCGUCUAUACUGCCCUCAAUGAGCCAACCAUCGACUAUGGUUUCCAGAGGCUGCAGAAGGUCAUUCCCAGACACCCCGGCGAUCCUGAGAGGUUACCAAAGGAGGUGCUACUGAAGAGGGCGGCCGAUCUCGUCGAAGCCCUGUAUGGAAUGCCCCACAACAAUCAGGAGAUCAUUCUGAAGAGGGCAGCUGACAUCGCCGAGGCCCUGUACAGCGUUCCCCGCAACCACAACCAGAUCCCCUCUCUCGCCAACACAGCCUCCCACGGCAUGAUGGGAGUCAACUCCUUCAGCAGCCAACUAGCAGUCAACGUGUCUGAGUCACAAGGGAAUGACCAAGAAAAGAAAGAAAUGAAUGAAUAUCCCUUUUCCGUUUCCCACCCGUGCUAUUCAGUGGGCUACAGCCGGAACACCAGCAGCGUGUCCCCCCGGGGCUACAUCUCCAGCAGCACCCCACAGCAGUCGAGCUACAACACCGUCAGCAACAGCAUGAACGGCUACGGCAAUGCCGGUAUGAACCUGGGAGUGCCAAGCUCCCCUGGGUUCCUCAACGGAUCCUCUGCCAACUCCCCAUAUGGAAUUAAACAAAAGAGCGCCUUCGCCCCUGUGGUCCGACCCCAGGCCUCCCCACCCCCCUCCUGCACCAGCGCCAACGGCAACGGACUGCAAGGUGAGCCCCCCUCACCCCCUCAUCCCUUCCCCACGGACUACUGGUCAGAUACCGCUGCUCAGGCCUCUGUCCGGUUUGCCAUGUCCGGCCUGGUUGUCCCUCCAAUGUAAAAUGCACUUUCGUCCUCUCGAGCACCAGUCUACACACUACCACUUCACAGGACACCCCCUCAGCACACUGCAAAAAUGCCGGUGUAAUGUAUAGUCAGCCGCUUGUUCCGUUUUUAAAGACUAAAUGGAAGGAAAAAAAAAAAGAAAAGAAAGAAGUGAUUUUUUUUUUUUUUAAUGACUUUCACAAACCCGCAGAAAACAAGGAUUUCACAAGGAACAAUAUUUCUUUUCUGUGGGAUUUUUUUUUUUUUUUUCCUCCUGUAUAUUUUUUCCCCCAUUUUAUCACCCUUGAAGAGGACACGGGACGAUGGAGGGUUUAUUUUGUAUACCUGUCGGGUUGCGCUUCGGCCUCGGAGACGUCCAAUCAGCCACACAUUCAAUACUGGAAGGGACUCUGUGGACUCACCAUCUGGUUGUAAAGUAAAAACACUGAUGUACAGUACAUUUGCCAAUGAACUCGUUUGCCUCAGAAAUUGUUUUUUCUGUUUCAACUCUCUUUUAAUAGAUUCACAACAGUUGUGUGUCUUUAUAAUGUGACUUUUUGUAUUUUUAUGUGUGAGGAAAAAUACACAGGGGCCAAGACAGUUUGAAUUUCAACUGGAAAAAUAUAUGAGAUAUAUAAUGUAGAAAAAUCGAUCAUUAAAAGUACAACAAAUACGAGUGAAAAUGGGGCAGGGCUGGGUGGGUAAGGUUGUAUCAUGUUUCAUUCCUGCAUUUUAACUUAAAUUUUGUAAUUUAUUGUAGCUAGAAAUCAUCUUCAAAAGCUAAAAGAAAAAAAAAAAAUCCUGUUUGAUUCAACAAGCACACUGACGUGUACAAAACACUGCUCUGUUGAUGAAUA